Molecule: messenger RNA, 3645 nt
Organism: Sungouiella intermedia
Lineage: Eukaryota; Fungi; Ascomycota; Pichiomycetes; Serinales; Metschnikowiaceae
Source: the annotation of a GenBank genome assembly
AUGGCUCCCAAACGUAACGGAAAGAAGCGAAGACUCAAAGUGGGCAUUCGCCCACAGCUCAUCAUUUUGGUGUGCUUUGCAUCGCUCUUCUCCUUAUUAAUUCUUGCCAUCGUGUCCAGUGUGUAUUUCCUGAAGAAUCUUUCCAAUCUUCAGGCUGACCGUCUUGAGGUUGUUUCUCAGCUUAAAGCUACUCAGGUCAAACAAUCAAUCCAGUACAUCUACUACCAAGUCUACUGGCUUUCGCUGCGUGACACCGUCACCAGUCCUCUUUCUUACUACCGUGCGGGCAACAACUCCAAUUCUGUGUUCUCCAGUGCUCAAACUGCGCUCGAUCUGUUUCUAGCCACUUCCGAGACUUUUGCAUCAGCCAAGCUAUAUGAUCUCGAUCUAAAUGUGGUGGCCAACUCUAGUAAUGACCAAAUCAGAGUGUCUCAGUCAACUCAGGAUGCGUUGUACCCGUUACAGAAGAAUAUUUCCGUGCCCACUACCAUCACACUGUCCAAUUCUUCCUAUGCCGCAUCUUCGGGCUUUAUCACGGGGCCCUUACCCAACUCCACGGACGUAAACUCCACUUACUUUUUUGGCUUGACGCUUCCAGUCUACGCCAACACAUCCAUCAUCUUGGAUGAACCCACCAUCUCGGGCUAUCUAACCGUCAUUGCUAAUGCGCAAACCAUUGAGAGUGCGCUAGAAUAUCUGACCUUGGGCGGAGGAAUAGACUCCAGCUAUCGAGUUAUUGCAAUUAAAGGUUACUACGCUAAUAACACAAUGGCUGGCGAUCCCAACGCCUUGAUAGGUUGGGAGCUAAUAUUUCCUAUAUCAAACACCUCUCGGGUGACUCCGAACAGGUUUUAUCCAAUCGACAGUUCUCCAUCUGUGCGACGAGCGCUCCGACGAGGAUCAGGCACUUCCACCCACAUCGAAUCCAUGUUUGGAACUUCGCUAGCCAUAGCAUUUACACGAAUACGGAUCGAUAAAACAACUUUCUGGAGUGUGCUCAUUGAGCAGCGACGAAGCACGUUCUUGGAACCCGUGCGAAAGUUGAGAGAUAUCAUGAUCGGUGUUGUGCUUGGUAUUGGGGCGUUCAUGUGCCUCAUAACGUUUCCACUUGCAGUGUGGUUCGUCAAUCCUAUCACCAAGUUAAAAGAAGCCACGGAAGCAAUCACAAGAUCCAAAAAGGAAAAAGAUAACGCCGCACAUACAAACAGUAUUAAUCAUCCUAGUGGAGGCAGCGGCGGUGGAGGGAUUUUCUCCAACAUAUCUACUCCGCCGAGUCAUAUGGAUGAGUCUGAGGUGCCCAACAGACACAUCAGUAAGCGAAACUCUGUGAAUACUGCCAGUUCAGGCAGCUCGACUGUAUAUUCUACUGGUAUCAGACUUCCAGGAAAAAUCCCUCAAUCGAAGAAACUCUUCAAAGACGAAUUGACUGAGCUUUCCGAUGCAUUUAACAUCAUGACAGAAGAACUCGAGAAGCAAUAUACGCACUUGGAAGAUCGAGUCAGGUUGAGAACUAAAGAAUUGGAGGCAUCCAAAAUUGAGGCUGAAGCUGCCAACGAGGCCAAGACAGUCUUCAUUGCCAACAUUUCUCACGAGUUGCGUACUCCGCUUAACGGUAUUCUUGGAAUGACCUCUAUUGCUAUGGAGGAAACAGACCAUCUGCUGAUUCAGGACUCUUUGAAGUUGAUUCAUAGAUCGGGAGAGUUGUUACUUCAUAUUUUGACCGAGCUUUUGACAUACUCCAAGAACACAUUGAACCGAUCCAAGUUGGAAAAAUCUAACUUCCAGAUCCUCGAAGUGGUGUAUCAAGUCCGGUCUAUUUUCGGGAAACUAGCUCUUGACCAGCGGGUCAACUUCAGAAUAACUGUCAAGCCUAAUGUAUUGAGAAAACUCAUUCUUUUUGGAGACUCAAACAGAAUUAUUCAGGUCGUCAUGAACCUUGUCUCCAAUAGUUUGAAGUUCACACCUGUGGAUGGCUCCGUCGACGUAAUUUUCAAGUUAAUUGGAGAAUACGACCAUGAGGCGUCGAAGGCCAUAGAUUACGAGAAGGUUUUGGUCAAGAAAGCAGACGAAUACGAAAAUACCAGUGAACUCGAGGAUAACGAAGACCACCCAGAGCAAAAUGGCUUAGACCAGAUGUCGGGUAUUAAUUCGCAGAACGGUUUUUUCAAGCCGAGAUCUAACUCCGCAUCUAUUCCGUUGAAUAACUUAACUCCAGCACGCGAUUCAAACUCGGUGGUUCACUCAACCAAUGAUGAGAUUGACACGCAAAGUUUGGUAACUAUCACCACAAGUGAAUAUGAGCGGAACAUGUUCAAUAAUCAGUUUGUUUAUUCCAAGCCUCUUCCUCAAAUUCCAACUUCGAGGCACAGCUCACCUCCAACGUCGCCCAAUGCGACUCGCUCUUCUUCAAUUCAUGAAGAGAAAAAUGGUGUGUUGAAGCCUGAGCCUUCGGAGCUCUUCCCAAGUCCACCCGAGAAGUCCUCGUCCCUCGGAAUCCACAAGAGCUACCUGGAUACUCAGACGGGAUUCUCCACCUCUACUAAUCAGCUAUCUAAUAGUGAGUUGGUCAAAAACGACAAGGUGUAUAAGAUGCGGAAGUUGUAUGUUCCCAAAUCUUGGGCUAUCCAGAUUGAAGUCAGAGACACUGGAUCUGGAAUUGAACCUGCUCUUCAGGAGAAAGUAUUUGAGCCUUUCAUUCAAGGUGAUCAGACUCUUUCAAGAAGUUAUGGUGGUACUGGUUUGGGAUUGUCAAUCUGCCGUCAGCUUGCUAAGAUGAUGCAUGGAACAUUGACUCUCCGUUCGACUCUCGGAAAGGGAUCUUCAUUCAUUUUCACAUUGCCUCUUCCUCAGAAUGGUGAAAUUGUUGUUCCCGAUCAGGACAUGGAAGAGUUCAGCAACGAUGAAUUCAAUCCAAAGUCCAAGGUAAACAGGAAGGUUGUUUUCGAUAUACAAGAGGGAGACAGUGAGGAGAGUCCUAAGGUGGAAGAGAAAGAAAUGUUUUCUUCUGAACUGUCUGGUGCUACUGGAGGCUCUACACCGUCAUCUGAAUCUUUGAAACCCAAGCUGCCCAAGAAGCCAACUCUCCGUCUUAAUCUUGAAGACAAGCCAGUCCUUUUGCAGGAGUCCUCGACAGGUACCGUAAACCAGUUGCCAGCAGGAGACUCUAUCCUUACUAACUUGUCACAUAUCAAGAUCUUAGUUGCAGAGGACAAUUCGGUGAACCAAGAAGUCAUUAAGAGAAUGUUGCGACUUGAAGGCUUUACUGACAUUACCAUGGCUGGAAACGGAGCAGAGGCAGUGGAGUUAGUGCAGAAGGCAUACGACUCGUUCAAGCAGUUUGACAUCAUCUUUAUGGAUGUUCAAAUGCCAAAGAUGGACGGGCUCACUGCUACGAAGCUCAUCAAGACCAACUUACGGUUUAAAAAGCCCAUUAUUGCAUUAACAGCUUUCGCCGAUGAGAGCAAUGUUAAAGAGUGUUUAAACUGUGGCAUGUCAGGAUUCCUCUCCAAGCCGAUUAAGAGAACCAACUUGAGGCAAAUUAUCACCAAAUUCAGUCCUGAUCUAUUGAGUGAGGUAGUCACUACACCACGAACAGAUGACGAGGAGAAGCGGCUUGGGUUUAGCCCCAUGUCACCCCUCAAAUAA